Messenger RNA from Diaporthe batatas, 1317 nucleotides. RefSeq lists its product as uncharacterized. The transcript is spliced from 2 exons. NCBI's taxonomy places the organism in Eukaryota, Fungi, Ascomycota, Sordariomycetes, Diaporthales, Diaporthaceae. Bases 1 to 1317 code for a protein of 438 amino acids. The record is from RefSeq and is a predicted model, not a curated record.
AUGGCAUCUAAUGCCUCGGGACUGUUCGGGGGGUUCGUCAAUCAGCAAGGCUCAAACGAUCCAAACAGGCGCACAAUAUGGAGGGCGGACCUGGAGUCUAUCCGGAGGGAGACGCCAGUGCUCGAUGCAACUCGGUAUCGCCCCCAGCAAGUUACCAUACAGGCACAAAAUGCGCCACAAGCGCCAGUUGCCUCUUCCAAUACAGGGCAAACCUCAGUGACGAGUGCCGCCCAGUCCAGCCAGCCCCCAGCUGUCACGAUAGAGAUAAUAGACUCCGAUGACGAUGACGAUGGCGGUCACGGGGCAGGAAACGUCACGGGCGCGGGCGUGCUGGCGUUCUACGGCCAGCAGGGCCAGGAGCCAGCUCGAGCCGCCGCCAUGAUAAAAUACCAGGACCAGGACCUGGCGCGCCGGGGGAAGUACCCGUCGCGGCAGAACGGGCUCGGGUUCGACAUGGACCAGCUCCGGCGCGACAACAACUGGGCCGUCCCCUCGGACGGCGAGGUGGCCGCGGCCUGGGACAGGAACAUGUACAUGUCCUCGCCGCCGCUGGGGCUCGACGAAGCCGUCACCAGGAACUGGGCCGGUGACGCUUAUGACCUCCUGUGCGGGUUCCCGCUGGUGGAGGAGGUGGUCUUCUUCCGCCCGGGCAACUACGCCGGCGCCAGUUCGGCGUGCUUCUUCAAGGCGCUGGCGUACCUCUUGUACGGCGACCACGCCUUAAACCUGCGCGUGCAGGCCGAGCACCUGAGGUACUACGGCGACGUGCUGGAGUGGGUGAACCACCCGCGGCAUCAGCUAUAUAAGAGGAUGAACAGGAAGUUUUACGACACGUCGGUCACAGCUAAUAGGACCGAUGUCGAUCUGGUGGCAAACUUCUUCCAGCUCCUCUCGAUCCCACAGGCGUGGGUUCCACUGGACCUGCUCGACGUAACCGCGGACCUAUAUAACCUUUUCAUCGUGGUGUACACCAUCCGCGUGCGUGCCGGCGUCCCACCCGAGGUAACCGAGGUGAGCACCAAGGGGUCCUACAACGCCAGGCAUAUCUGCCUGCUCUUCAACGGCUAUCAUUACCAGCCGAUGGUCCCCAACGACUUCUUGGCCUCCGAGUUCACGUUCCCGAGGAUUACGUACGAGAACAUCAAAUCACUUCCGUCGUCGAGAGUCACGGACGGGGGUAAGGCCUCGAUUGAUCUGCGAUGGCGAAAUACGUGGGGCCGGGGAUUAGACAGGAAACAGGGCGCGCUACCUGUCGACCACGCCUUUUAUACGCACACGUUGGCGACCAUAAUGAAGGGGUCUUAUCCACGGCGGUGA